AUGUUUACACCCCAGAAAUCUUCACUAGCAUUAGCGCUUUGCUUUGGCACUCUAUCAGUUCUUAUUUUCAAGUAUUCUGAAUAUGGAGGCAAAGAAAAUGCAAAUAAUAAUAGUUUGGAAAAAAAUAUAAUUCAGUCUUGGACCAGUUUUAUAGCACCGCCAUCGAAACAGUUCCAGAAGCUAGCAGUGGGUGUCAACUCAAACCUAGACAUUAUUGUACCUGGGGUGGAUUUAUUGAAGACCUUGAGUGUAUCACCUGGUAAUAAGAAGAACCAUGAUGUUCUCAAUAAUCUCAGCGAACUGCAGGAAACAUUUGCUUAUUUCUUUACCAAGGGAAGUGCUGCAGAACGCUCCUUCACAGAUGAACCAGUGUACAAGAAGAUCAUUCAAGCAGCACAGACUUUAAAUAAAGUUGAGCAUUUUGUAGGUGGAAACGCUGCACUAAUGGCCAAGAAAGCUGCAAGUUUAUUUCCUGGUUUGGAAAUCCACUUUGUUGGACCAGUAGGACCACAGUUAGAAAACAUGAUGCCCACAACAGUGAAGAUCCCUGUAUCUUGUCGCAUCCCUCAAGAUGAAGUUCAUCUCAUCAUGGAAUACAAAGUUGGGGAAAAGUGGGGCACCUCAGCGGCUCCUGUAGCCAAUCGAUUCAUUACCAGCCAUGACGAGUCUAAUGCUAAAAUUAUCAUGUUGGAGCCAUUUUUUGAAAGUCUUUCAAUUUUUCAACCAGAUCUGAUUAUUCUCUCAGGUUUGCAGAUUAUGGAUAGCCAGGCACCUGAGUUUUUCCAGCAACGAUUGGACAAAGUUGUUUCUUUACUUCAGCAAGUGCCUGCAUCUGUUCCUAUUCAUCUAGAACUUGCCAGUAUGGCUAACAAGGAUUUUGUCAGGCAGAUAAUAAGCAAGGUGUUCCUACAUGGAGCCACAUCUGUAGGCCUUAAUGAACAAGAACUGGGCCUUCUAUCAGUUGUUGGCGGUGGGCCACACCAAGAUCUUAUCCCUGCCUUAUCUCCAAAG
This is a messenger RNA of Candidula unifasciata, 1011 nucleotides long. The record is from the annotation of a GenBank genome assembly. NCBI's taxonomy places the organism in Eukaryota, Metazoa, Mollusca, Gastropoda, Stylommatophora, Geomitridae.